AUGUCUAUGUACUUCUUUCGCCUGCACAACCUGCGCCGGGCCGAGGAGAACAAGAAGAAGAAGCAGCAGCAGCAGCACCAGCAGCAGCAAAGACGUCGCAGGACCAGCUCCUACCACCACCGCUACACGAACGCGGCGCUGACCUUGGCCCCCAGCCGCCUCUUCGAGAGGCCGCCCCUCACGCCUUCCGACAGCCUGGACGAGGUCGCCUUACAGAUUCCCAGGUGCUACCACUUAUAUGUAAAUAUGUACUAA
Brassicogethes aeneus is the source of this 255-nucleotide messenger RNA. Lineage: Eukaryota; Metazoa; Arthropoda; Insecta; Coleoptera; Nitidulidae. The record is from the annotation of a GenBank genome assembly.